AUGUCAAAUAACGACGACGAAAUCCCUAUUUGGAACUCCGUCACCACCACGGAUCCCAAGGUCAACACCGCCGUUGAUAAUGCCGAGAAACCCCCAACUCCAGCAGGGCCAACGGAUAGCCAUGUACUAUCGCAGCUUGAGCAAGAAGACAAGGGCUUGAUUCAAAAAGCUGGCGAAACAGCCCACGUCACUGACGUCGGAUGGAAUAAUCUCGCGGACCACACUGAACCGCUGAUUGCCGGCUUAUCGAAUGAAGAUCUAUGGAUGCUCAUUCGACGGUUUGACAAGGUAUCUUUGCUCAACGAGAAUAUUCAUCGUAUCCAAAGCCAAGUCUAUAAUGUCAAAGCCGUUCCCGAAGCACCGCUUCAAAAUCUUGAUCUGACUCGAGCGGAUGACGAUGAAUUUUCGCCAGACAAGCUACGGGCAACAAUCGAACGCUUUUAUACCACGGUAAUCGUCAAGCUCACCAGCUUCGUCAAGCACAUUGCGCGGUUGCGAUCUUGGAAGGAGACUCGAAGGACGUCUGUCUUCUGCGCCGUAUACUGCAUCGCCUGGCUUCUGGGCCUUCUCGUUCCCACUUUCUUCGCUGUCCUCGUCGCCUUGGUUGUAUACCCACCAUGCCGGGCAGUCAUGUUUCCACCAGCACCUAUUGCGUUGGUCGACAAAGACACGGGUGGUGUCCAAAAGCCUAAAGCUGGAGUACUCGGAUCUCACGAUAGUAUAACGGGGGCUCCACAGAACUUCAAAGGCGAAGCAGCUGAGCAAGAAGCCAGUAAUCUAGUGGCAGGUGUUGCUGGCGUUGCUGUGGGCAGUGCUGUUGGAAAACACGACCAAGGAGUGCCGGAUGAUGCGCCUUUGGAAGAUAGUGUCCCUGAUGCCACAGAUUUGGUCUCUCACACGGCCGAUGCGCAGAGUAAAGCGCACGGUAAAGUGCCAUCUGAUCAUUAUGACAAGACUCGGCAACCGAUGAAGAAAUCUGUCAUGGAAGGAGCUAACAUGCUGAUGCAAAUCAUUUCUGAUGUCACAGAUGCCUUCGAGAAAUUCGAGAAUGCGCUGUCUCCUACGCCGCCAUUCCCGCAACUUAAACCUCGCCUGCGAUUGGCAGCCGUUUUGGUUCCAGCAUGCCUUCUAUCAGCUUGUACUCCCCUCUACAUCUGUUCGAAACUAGCUGGACUCGGUGUGGGCCUUGGCUUCUUUGGAGAUCCAAUAAUUAAGCGUGGCCUUGCCAUCCUCGAGCGGGAUUUCCCUCACUGGCAAAAGAUAUUCGAACUGCAGAAGCAAGUCCUUCAUAUUACCUGCCGGCUUCAUAGUUCGCUUCUGAAAGGAAUUCCAACAAAUGCUCAACUUACUCUAACCCUCUUGCGCUUAGGCGAGGCUAAUGCAUCACCGUUGCCACCUCCUCCUACCUCUCGAGCCAAACCUCCUUCCCGGCCAGCCUCGCUCCGUCACGAGGAGCUUACUUUAGGUGCUACUAGUGAGGAAAUUCACCAAGCGGCGUCGGCUCAACCAAAUCACCAACUGCAAGGACCUCAAUUGUCGCCCGGGACCCCCCAAAAGAAGAAUUUUGCCUCCAGAGUUGUCGGCUUCUUCCGUGGGACAACUGCUACGGGAGUGGAAAGCAAGCAAGCGAUCGAUCGAAUGCGAGCAGUUGUCGGUUCUCGCCAUGCCAAGAAUCGAGUCGGUGUUCUGCGCCCGAAGGGACGUACGGAAACACCAGUUGGCCCUGUCGAUUUCGAUGCCCGAUACAAGGGUGCCCACGGGGCUGUGGUUAUUGACUCGACACAGGAACCGCCGGUGCUUUACUUUACCACCGACAUCCCACAAGACGGCGAUCUCUAUGUGGGGCAUCGCAAGAAGGGAUCAGUGCUUUUCUCUAUACCAGUUACGGAUAUCCGGGAAAUGAGAAAGCUUGGCGGCAUGGGCUGGAAGGGAAAGCUCGUUGUUGGCUGGGCGAUCGGUGGAAAGGAGGUUGUUGAUGGCUUGCUCAUUGUCGGCAAGGAUCCCAGGCAAUCAUACCAAAUAACAGCCAUGGGCAUGAGGAAUCAGCUGUUUAAUCGGUUGAUUGCUAUCGAUGGACAGGUUUGGGCGAGCUUUUGA
Penicillium cataractarum is the source of this 2097-nucleotide messenger RNA. Its product is annotated as DUF3292 domain-containing protein. The transcript is spliced from 5 exons. Bases 1 to 2097 code for a protein of 698 amino acids. The record is from RefSeq and is a predicted model, not a curated record. NCBI's taxonomy places the organism in Eukaryota, Fungi, Ascomycota, Eurotiomycetes, Eurotiales, Aspergillaceae.